AUGCCCAGAAAUGUUUUUCAACUUAUCAAUGCUAACAUCGAGACUUACGAUGUCACAACUCUUCCGGAUGAAGUUGAGAAAGAAAGUUGUUUUAUGGGUGAUGAAGAAGAGAGUGAGGACAGUGCAUCCGAUGAAGAGGAAAAUCCAGAGAAUAAAGAAGAGACUGAAGAAGAAGACUAUUUGAGUUGUGAUGAGUGGGAUGUUGAAGUGAGACAAAAAGUAAAUGAUAAAGAGACUAUAGAAAAGGGGUUAAUCAAAGCAUCAAACACGCCAAACUCAAAUGACAAGUUUGGCAAAAUUAGGGAAGUGUUGGAAGCUUUUAUUCACAACUUAGUGAACAACAAAUACUUUACACCAAGCACCACACUAUCGGUUGAUGAACACCUUUGCGCAUUCAAGGGAAAGAUAUGGGCAAAGGUAUUCAUCAAGUCCAAACCUCAGCGUUACGGCAUCAAGUUUUGGAUGUGCCGUGUUUGUGAAAGUGGUAUGGUUAUAAACCUACAGAUGUACUGUGGAAAGUGCGACAAGAAAAAAGAAAAUCAAGGAUUUCGGGUGACGAUAGAUAUGGUGGCUCCACAAUUGUGUAUGGGAAAGUUUGUGACAGUUGUAUGUGACAACUUUUUCUGCAGCUUAAGAUUGGCACAUUAUUUGGCUCAAUGUGGUUCAACAUUGCUUGGAACUGUGCGAAAAAAUAGAGUUGAGGUACCAGAAGAAGCCAAGCAAAUCAAACGUUAUGACCCCAAUGAUGAUAAGAAGGCUACUACAAGAGAGGCAGAUUCAAAGGAAGUGUACACAAAAGGU
This is a messenger RNA of Entamoeba invadens IP1, 801 nucleotides long. RefSeq lists its product as hypothetical. NCBI's taxonomy places the organism in Eukaryota, Evosea, Mastigamoebida, Endamoebidae. The record is from RefSeq and is a predicted model, not a curated record. The transcript has 3 exons. The annotation marks the transcript as partial.